CCAUGCAAACACCACUCAAGCACCACCACCACCUCCUCCUUCACCUCCUUCUGCUCGUCUUGUUCAGGCACGGCUUGGCGCAGCAGUAUGAGGAGGAAGGUAUGUGUAGCUGUCUAAUGGGCGUGUACCUGCAGACUGGGAUAGCGGACACAGUAGAGGUGCCUCACUGGUCCCCUAUCAACUGUAGCGACUCUGCCAUGUGCGUGGAGGAGUGUCAGGCUGAGUGGGUUAUGACAAUGGGUGACGCUGAUCUGAGAGGAUUAUACCGCUACCAGAUUACCUACGGACAGCUGAUGUGCAAUGUUCUAUACAUCUACCAUAACGUUGGAACCAUUCUCUCUGCUAAGGUGUUGCAGUACGUGGACCUGUGUGGCACCAUUUACAUCAACCCCAAUCACACACACACCUCGACCUGUGUUGUGAGAGGGGAGCAUACCAGGCGUGCCCUCCCCUCCCCUCCUACAUUAAGCUCCCCACCUAUCCCACCCCUAUCACCACCACCACCACCACCACCUCCACCACGCCUGCUACGACUACUACUAUGAAGACGACUAGAAAGACUCCUGCUACUACUGCUUCUACUUCUACUACUACUGGUACUAGCAAAACUACUGCAACUGCUACUUCAAAGAUGACGACUAAAACGACUCCUACUUCAAAGACGACGACUAAGACGACUCCUACUUCAAAAAUGACGACUAAGACGACUCCUACUUCAAAAACGACGACUAA
Portunus trituberculatus (swimming crab) is the source of this 732-nucleotide messenger RNA. RefSeq lists its product as uncharacterized. NCBI's taxonomy places the organism in Eukaryota, Metazoa, Arthropoda, Malacostraca, Decapoda, Portunidae. The record is from RefSeq and is a predicted model, not a curated record. The transcript has 4 exons. The coding region runs from base 3 to 545 and encodes 180 amino acids.